Molecule: messenger RNA, 1057 nt
Organism: Centropristis striata (black sea bass)
Lineage: Eukaryota; Metazoa; Chordata; Actinopteri; Perciformes; Serranidae
Product: platelet basic protein-like
Exons: 4
Coding region: 425-727 (100 amino acids)
Biological process (GO): inflammatory response; antimicrobial humoral immune response mediated by antimicrobial peptide; neutrophil chemotaxis
Cellular component (GO): extracellular region
Molecular function (GO): chemokine activity; CXCR chemokine receptor binding
Source: RefSeq, a predicted model, not a curated record
UUCUCUCAAGCACUCUUGUCACAUCAAUUGAUUUGCAAAACUUCUAGUCACUGUUUUUUUCCGAAUGAUUAGUCUGCAUGAGGGAAAAAUGUUGGCCCUAUGCCCUUGAUAAAUCAGAGUUGUCACUCAGACACACAUAAUGAAAAAUUCCCGCAAAGCAGCCCAUAUUGCGCAACAACCGAACUUAGGGAAAUGAGUCAUUUCCAGGAGACGGCUAUAAAAGGUACAGACUCUCCUCUUCAGCACUAGAUUCAAACAGCACAGCAAGGAAGCAGCUGAACUGAGAAAAGGAAAGUAGAUGAGAGUGAACUGAGCAGAAGAAGAAAUCAACAGAAUAAAAAGCUUUCAGGCUUCAUCAGACGACUUUUUGAACGGCAUUUUUAAUCUCCAGUUUACACCGUUGCAGAAUUUGUGAAAGGAAAAAAUGAUGAGCAGCAGAACCAUUGCCUAUUCUAUUGUGGUGAUCCUAGCCUUCCUGGCUGUCACUGAAGGUAUGAGUCUGAGAGAUCGGAGAAGCCUGGGAGUGGAGCAGCACUGCCACUGCAUCCAGACAGAGAGCAGACACAUCGUUCGCCACAUCGAGAAGGUGGAGCUGAUUGAGGCAAACUCUCACUGCGACAAGACUGAGAUCAUUGCCACUCUGAAAAACGGUGGUCAAAAGGUGUGCCUGGACCCCAAGGCUCCCUGGGUGAAGAAAAUCAUUUUAAGGAUCAUGAAAUCACGCUGAACAGACCAAGAUGGAUGUGCUUCAUGAGUCUGAGCCGUUUAAAGAAGCAAAAGUACCGAACAGUAUUUCUUGUCAUCACACUUGUCUCCUUUUAAUACCUGAAGACUGCCUAAUGUCCUGAUCUAGUGUUGAAAAAUGACAACAGACUGUACCCCCUGAGCCUUUGUGUGUUUGUAUCAAACACAUUAUUUAUCAGCAAGUCUAUUGUUGGUGUAUGUCAUUUUUGUAUGUUUUUCGCCAAAUCUACACUUGGCUGCUCCUGAGUUUGUAGAUGUGCAUUAUUGUUACCUAUAACUUAUGUGUUCAAAAUAUUUAUUUUUGUAUUAAUGU